UGAUCGCUCUGUUUGCCCUGUGCCCUCCAUCCCUGGGCGAUCAGACAGACGGGGGAUAUCCGAGGAGCUUUGAGCGAGGAUGGGGACACAGAUCGACUGUUGAUGAAGGUACAGUUUACUUCGCUUUCACUGGCAUAGCACGCUCAUCAGCGUUUGACAUUGUGACUGUGGAGGGUGAAGGAUGCUCGGCUGCAGGAAGGAAAGAGAUGAGUAGAGGGGAGGGAGGGGGGCACGGACCGGAGAACAGAUGGUAUUUCGGGAAAUGCCACCGAUGACAUGGCUUUUGGAAAUCUGAUGUAGAUGCUGAACCAGAGGAGAGCCCAGGGAGCAGCACCAGCAGCAGUGGGGCUGUAGAUGCCCUCUCCACUGCUCCGUCCCCAGCCCCCCCCGAGGCUUCUGUUGGAGAGCCUGGACAGCGAGGAGACAGCUCUUGCUCUGACUCUGACAGUCCUUUAGAUUCCAGCUCCUGCGAGGAAGAAGAGGAAGAGGAGCAGGAGGAGGAAGACGCAACUAUGUUUUCCUCUAAAUUCCUUAGCGGGGCCAACCCCCUCAAUGCCGUAUCCUCUGCUGUGAAUAAGUUUGGUUUAUUUGGAGAUGAUGGGCAGGGGGAUAAGAAUAAGAAAGCACCUUCACAGCAGGGGACACCAUCUGGAGGACAGCAGCCAGGUUUAGGCCCUGACAAAGUCCCUCAACAACUGCAUGGACCCCAAAAAUCAGGUCAGGGCCCACCUAUGCAAAAGGGCCAGCCUCCUCCUAAACAAGGAUCACCACAGUUGCAUGGGAAUGGACAAGCUGGACCCCCAAACAAGCCCGGUGUGCAACAAGAUGCUCCAAAGGAAGGGACACAGGCUGAAGACCAGCUUAAAGGACAGCCACAAAAAAAUCAACCUAAGGGCCCACCACAGCAAGGUUUGCCUAAGCCUGGAGAUCAACAACAUAAUGUGACUAAGAGUGGAGUUCAACCUGGAUCUCCAAAGGCAUCAACACAACAGGUUCCACCAAAGACAGGGGUGCAACAAGGGCCUGCUAAGACUGGGGUGCAAGAGUCCACAACGGUUGGGUCACAAAAAACUGGCUCACAGCAAAGGUCACCGAAAGUAGGACAACAACAGGGCUCACCUAACGUUUCACAGCAACAAAAGGGUUCCGCUGGAGUGGCACAGCAACAACAGGGCUCAUCUAAGGUGGGACAACAACAACAAGGCUUCAGGACUACACCCCAGCAGCAGUCCUCUGAAAAGCCUGGGCCUCAACAACAAGGCCCUAUGGGAUCUGGGACACCUGGCUUGUCCCGGGCAGCGGCUUCAUCACCGGAACCAACCAAAGGCGAAUCUCAGUCAAAAAGAGUAGCAAAGUCCCUUUGCCCAGUAUGUAAGACAACAGAGCUUAAUAUGCACACAAAGGAACCACCUAAUCAUAAAACCUGUACACAGUGUAAAACUGAAGUGUGCAGCGUGUGUGGCUUCAGCCCUCCAGACUCUGACGGGCAUGAGUGGCUCUGUCUUACCUGUCAGAUACAGAGAGCUCAAGGAGCUUCUGAACCACCAGGACCUUCCAUGAAAAAGCCAACACCCAACCGGACCCUCUCUCCCGCUGCACCUGUCAAAAAAGAGAUGUCAUUACCAGGUUCACCUCAGAAAUUGCAGUCUACAUCAGAAAAAGUGCCAGCUAAAGGUGAAGCUGCCAAAGGACCAGAAAGUCAAAAACAGGCCAGCCCAGCUUCUGUUAAGAAAAUGACUCCUGAGACCCAGAGAACAUCAGGGUCUCAAAAACCAGACCAGACUAGUCAAACUGGACGCAAGCAAAGCAGUGCCCCGCCGGAGUCAGGAGGUUUAUUUGGCUUUGGUGGUUCUAAAACUGAAGCUGCAAAGCCUGGAGGGAUGUUUGGGUUUGGUUCCUCCAUUUUUAGUUCUGCAUCUACCUUGAUAGCCUCAGCUGUUCAGGAUGAACCUAAAACCACACCACCAGUUUCUCCCAAGAUGCAGUCUACAAAGGAGACCAAACCAGCUACUGUCCAAAAGUCAGUGCAAGACAAGAAACAAGAGCAACCACAGCAGGCAAAGGCUCAUCCCGUACAGGUCAAAGUGGCCAAAGCUUCACCAGAGACUCAAAAGGCAGAAACAGCAGCUGCCUCCCACAAUGCUCCUAAAGGAGGUCAAUCCACUUGUCCACUCUGUAAGGUGAUGCUGAACAUGGGCUCUAAGGAUCCCCCCAACUACAAUACCUGCACUGGAUGCAAAAGCACUGUCUGCAACCAAUGUGGAUUUAACCCAAUGCCAAAUGUCAGUAAGGGCAAGGAGUGGCUUUGUCUGAACUGCCAGGUGAAACGAGCUGCCGGCAAAAUUGAACCCCAAAAUGAAACAUCUUUGGUCAGUUCCUCGUUUAAGAAAACUACUCCAGCACAGCAUGCCGUACAAAAGACUUCUGCACCAGGCUCUCCUCAGAGAAAACUAUCUACACCCGCAGCACAACCAACCAAGGCGGAAGCUGCUAAAGGACCAGACAGUUUUAAACAGGUCAGCCCGGCUCCUGGUCAGAAAACACCUCAGGACAGCCAGAAGACAGGUCCUCAGAAACAACCAGAGAAGACAAACCAAGGUACACAUAAGCAGGGAAAUGUUUCUGCAGCUGCACAGGAAGAGUCAGGUGGGUUCUUUGGUUUUGGUGGCAAAAGUCAGCCCGACGCUGCAAAGCCGGCAGUGACUGGGAAGAUGUUUGGUUUUGGUUCCUCCAUCUUUAGUUCUGCAUCUACUUUGAUAUCCUCAGCUGUUCAAGAUGAGCCCAGAACUACACCGCCACUUUCUCCCAAAAUCCAUCCUCCAAAGGACUCUAAUUCCUCAACUGUCAAGAAAUCCGAACAGGAGAAGAAACCAGAGCAAACCCAGCAGUCCAAGGGUCCUCCAUCAGCACAGCAAAAAGUGGACAAACCUCCAUCAGAGCUGCCAAAGAAAGCACCGGCUUCCCCAGUUGUUUCUAAAGCAGGCCACUCUACCUGUCCUCUCUGUAAACUGGAACUCAAUGUGGGCUCUAAAGAUCCUCCCAACUACAACACCUGCACAGAGUGCAAAAACACUGUCUGCAACCAAUGUGGAUUUAAUCCCAUACCAAAUGUUAAAGAGGUGAAAGAGUGGUUAUGUCUCAACUGCCAGAUGCAGAGAGCACUAGGAGCAUCUGAGCCUCCGGGAACUCCGAUGAUAAAACUACAGGCAUCACCAAAUAAAGUCCCUGUACCUGCCAGUGCCCAAAAUAAGGAAACUCACCCACUAGAUAAACCUCAAAAGAAAGACAUUCAAACACUAGCUGAAUCUAACACAAAGGAGACAUUUGCAUCAGGUUCCAAACCACCUACACCAGCAGAUCAGCCAGCAAAGCAGCUACCAAAAACUGAAGUCUUGAAAGGAUCAGAAAGUCAGAAACAGGUCACCCCAGCUCCUGGUCAUAAAACUCCACAGGAGGUCCGAAAGACAGGUCUUCAGAAACCUCAAGACCAGACAAGUCAAACUGGACAUAGGCAGAGUAAUACUACCUCAACUACAAAAGAGGAAUCUGGCGGGUUCUUUGGAUUUGGUGGUCCUAAACCUCAACCUGAUGCUACAAAGCCUGCUGAAUCAGUGGGUGGAAAAAUGUUUGGCUUUGGUUCCUCCAUCUUCAGUUCUGCAUCCACUUCAAUGAACACAUCUGUCAAAGAUGAUUCCAAAACAACACCACCGGUUUCUCCCAAGAUAUCUGCCGGGAAGGCAAACAAAUCACCUCUUGCUCAGAAACAAGAGCAAGAGAAGAAGCUUGAGUCCAAUCCCUCUCCAUCCCCACAAGCCAGACAGAAAGGACCUCCACAGGAUGGAGCUGCUUCCCCAGCUGUUUGUAAAGCAGGCCAAUCUACCUGUCCACUCUGUAAGGUGGAACUCAACUAUGGUUCCAAGGAACCUCCCAACUAUAACAACUGCACUGGAUGCAAAAGCACUGUCUGUAACCAAUGUGGAUUUAAUCCAAUGCCAAAUGUAUCAGAGGUAAAUGAAUGGUUAUGCCUGAACUGCCAGAUGCAAAGAGCUGUUAAUGCAUCUGAACUCACAGGACCUCCAAUGAAACCUCUCAGUACUCCAACUGCUGUACAUCAGAAGAUAACAGCUCCUAAUCAAGAGGAAUCUCAAAAAAUAGAGUUAUCAAAAUCGGAUGCACCUUCAAUGAUGGAGACUCUGGUGCCUGAUAUAUUUAAAAAGAAGGGGAGUCCCACACCAGGUUCUCCUCAGAAGACACAGGCCACAGUGGUUACAAAGACAACGAAUGCUGCUAAAGGACUAGAACUUGACACACAGGCAAGCCCAACUCUUGGCCUGAAAACUCCUCUGGAUAUCCAGGGGGAAUCAGGUUCUCAGAAACCAACUGACCAGACAAGUCAACCUAGACUAAAACAGAGUAAGGUCACCCCAGAGACAAAGCAGGAGUCAGGACACCUUUUUGGCUUGAGUGGUCCUGCAACAGGGCCUGAUGCUUUGAAAACAACAGAGUCUGUGAAUGGGAAGGUGUUUGGCUUUGGUUCCUCCAUUUUCAGCACAUCAUCAAGUUUGAUAUCAUCUGCUCAGGACGAAUCACAUACUACACCACCAGGCUCUCGUAAGAUGUCUUCACCAGCCCAAGUCUCUCCCAAGAUGUGUGCUGUGCCCAAGAUUUCUCCGAAAAGUACCAUAACAGUUUCUCCAAAAAUUUCCCCAGCAAGAGAGCCCAAAAUGCUUGCUCAGAAAUCAGAGCAGGAGAAGAAACCAGAACACUCUGCAACAAGCUCCCAAAUAUCUUCCAAUGAAAGCCAGGCCACCUGCCCACUGUGUAAGGUUAAGCUUAACAUCGGCUCCAAGGACCUUCCAAACUACAACAACUGCACUGAGUGCAAUGCAUCUGUCUGUAUGCAAUGUGGAUUUAACCCAAUGCCUAUGGGAGAGAUGAAAAGAGCCGUUGGAGCAUCUGGGCCUCCAGGACCCCCCACAUUGAAGUCCCAAACAUCAUCAAGUAAAGUUCCUUCACCUGUUGCAGUCCAGGGGAAGGAUUCUUUCAAACCAAAUACACCUCAAACUAAGGACAGUCCAGGCCCUGCUGUACAAAAGAAGGAAGCCUCGGAACCAGUAUCACAACAUAGAAAACAGUCUACACCAUCAGUGCAACCAGGCAAACCUGAAGCUCCUACUGCACCAAUAAAACAGGCCAGCCCAGCACCUGAUCAUAAACCACCACAGGAAAGACAGAAAACAGUUCCACAGAAGCCAACAGAUCAGGCUAGCCAACUUGAUGCUGUAAAGCCUGCAGAGUCAGUAUCAAAAAGGGAAACAGAACAUAAGCUGAGUAAUGCCAUGGCAGCGACACAGCUGCAGUCAGGAGGCUUCCUUGGUAUGGGUGGUGGUAAAACUCAACCCGAUGCUGCAAAGCCAGCAGAGUCAACAACAGGAAAAAUGUUUGGCUUUGGCUCUUCCAUCUUCAGUUCUGCAUCUACUUUGAUAACCUCAGCUGUUCAGGACCAGCCCAAAACUACUCCACCAGUUUCUCCCAAGAUGUCGCCAGCAAAAGUAAUCAAGUCCCCUAGCUCCCAGAAGCUGGAGCAGCAGAAGAAGAUAGAGCCAUCUCAGCAAACAACACCCAAAUCAAGACAGGCCAAAUUGGACAAAGGCCCAUCAGAGCCUCCAAAGGCUGCAGCAGCCUCCCUUGUAAAUGUCAAACCAGGCCAGUCUACCUGUCCACUCUGUGAAGGAGUGGUUGUGUCUCACGUGCCAGAUGCAACGAGCUCUAGGAGCCCCACAGCCCCAAGGAGUUGCUUCCGUCAUCUCUCAGAUACCUGUAAAACCACAAAAUAA
Messenger RNA from Etheostoma cragini (Arkansas darter), 5837 nucleotides. RefSeq names its product protein piccolo-like. Gene Ontology annotation, cellular component: GABA-ergic synapse; glutamatergic synapse; cytoskeleton of presynaptic active zone. Gene Ontology annotation, biological process: presynaptic active zone assembly; protein localization to synapse. Gene Ontology annotation, molecular function: structural constituent of presynaptic active zone; metal ion binding. NCBI's taxonomy places the organism in Eukaryota, Metazoa, Chordata, Actinopteri, Perciformes, Percidae. The record is from RefSeq and is a predicted model, not a curated record. Bases 513 to 5837 code for a protein of 1774 amino acids. The transcript has 9 exons.